This is a messenger RNA of Penaeus indicus, 3246 nucleotides long. RefSeq lists its product as uncharacterized. Lineage: Eukaryota; Metazoa; Arthropoda; Malacostraca; Decapoda; Penaeidae. The coding region runs from base 1 to 3246 and encodes 1081 amino acids. Gene Ontology annotation, cellular component: synaptonemal complex. The record is from RefSeq and is a predicted model, not a curated record. Gene Ontology annotation, biological process: synaptonemal complex assembly. The transcript is spliced from 23 exons.
AUGCCGUGUUUGCCUUGUGAAAACGUCUGCAGAAAGGACUCCACGUGGGCAGGUGCAAGGUUAGACUCUAACAAGCCCUCGAAUUACUCCUCCACUGCUGCUAAAAUAACUUGUGAGGAACCAUUAUUAGAAGUGAGGUUCCCGAUGUGGAGGCAGACUUUGCGCAGCGACGGACACACGCGGUCGCAAUGGGAUUUCCCCUCGAGGACCGGCGCACACACGGCGCUCGCGAAGAAAUGCGAAGGUGCCGUAUCUAUGGAAGAUCUUCACAGACAGUUGCAGCAAGAGACAGAAAAUAUUGUACGCUGGAAGGCUUCGACUGAGAUGAACACAAGGCAGCUCGAGCGACAGCUGAACGAUGCUAAGGUGACCAUCGCUGACCAGCGCCGGAAUCUGAUGGAACUGCAGCUGAACUCGGAGAACCUCUCACAGAGCCUACUUAAGGAGCGCCAAGAGAGGGACUUGAUCGCGGCCAAAUGUGUAAUAGUAACUCACACUCGCCAGCUGUUCCGCACACUCGAGCAGCAGAAAGAAGAACUUGUGGUUACAAUAACGCUUUUCCAGCAGGAUAAAGACUUGCUAAGUACCGCCCACCGCGAGGCAGUCCAGAAGAUAAGCGAGAUAACAGAAAGCUUCCAUGACCUUUCCGUUCAACACAGGCAGCAAGUGGAUAGUCUUACUGCUCAAGCUGCAUCUAAAGUGAGUCAGCUGCAGGAGAAGAUCGCGUCAAAAGAGCAAGAACUGAAGGACUUGAACGAGUCGAUGUCGAGGCUCAUCCACAAUAAUUCCGAAUACGAAGAAAAUGUCACAGAACUGACAGAGCUCCUGAAGACCACAGCUCAGAGCCUGAUGUGUGCCCAAGACAAGAACACGGCUCUUGAAUCGGAAAUAGUCGAGGUUAAAAGCUCACUAGAAAGAGUUCAGAAUGAGAUGGAGGAGCAAACUCAGGCCUCGAAUGCCCAGGUAAACAAUCUCCAAGAAGAGCUAAAACAAGAACAAUGUCGCCGCAUCGAAAGCCAAAAGGAGUUUGAGGAAGCGGUAGAGAAGAUACAGUACCUGAAGAAAGCGAACGACACAUUGGAAGGCAGCAAGAGCGAGCUUCUGGAUAAACUUGAGGCUGUGACAACUCGAAAGCAAGAGUUGGAAGAGGAACUCGACCGUAGCAAUAAUAGGAUAACGGAGCUGCAGGGAGAACACACAGAGCUGGAGCAAGAAGUACACCUUAUGUCCCUGAACCUGAAGUAUAUGCGCACCAACUUCGAAGAUUUGAAUUCAGAUUUCCAAGAUAUACAGAAAGACAGACAGUCUUUGAUGGCACAACUAGAUGACUCAGAGAAAAUCUUACAAGAGAAAAAUCAACAUGUUACGUGUCUCACACAACAGGUUCAGAAAAAGGUGGAAGAAGAGUUGAAAACAGAAAUAUCAUGUUAUAAAGAUCGGAAUGAGGAAAUGAGUAACACUAUUGAAUACUUGAACAAAAGGAUCCAGGAAAAUACAGAGGCAGCAGCCAAACUCCAAGAAGACAUAGCGUUGGAAGCUGAUAAAAAUAUUAGGUCGUUAGGAAAAGAAGUAGAAUUCCUUAAUGAACAGUUGACUAAUGUUCGAAACGAGUGGGCAGCAGAUCGUGAAAACUACGAACAGAAGAUCCAGGACAUUACAAAUAGUGCAGCUGAAACGGAAGCGGAGUUGAAGCAACAAAUUACAGACAUUGAGGACCAGUUCAAGAAAACCACGAACGAAAAAGACACUUUAGAUAAGGAUUGGGGGGAGCAACAAGCACUCGUAAAAUCUCAGAAACUCCAACUCAAAGAACAAGAAAAAGAGGUGAUAUCUACCACUAAACUGUUGACAUACCUUGUUUUAUUGUUGAAGUCUAAAACCAAAGCCUUAAAUCAAGAAAUCAAGAAAAAGGAGAAGACGGAAGCAUCGAUUACAGCCCUAGAGAAGAAGCUUCAAAGCAGCGAGACCGAGCGAGAGAAACUAAAGUCGGAUCUUCAAGAGUUUCUGCGCUGCCAGGAAGAAACGCAGAAGCUGCACGAGGAGAAGCAGAAGGCGUUGGAGGAGGAUCUCCAAAAUAAAAUCAACGAGGUCAGUGGACUUCAGGACUUGGCUCGCACACACGAAACGAACCUGCAGGAGACGCAGCAGGAGGCGGUUGACUUGCAGGAAGCUCUCGAUGCAGCUCGCAGUGAAAUGAAUGUCCUGCGAGGCACAGUCGACGUGAGGGGCAAGGAAUUCGAGGAGCUCAAGUGCCAGUCCGCCGAGGCCAAACUGAACCUGACGAAUCAACUUCAAGAAAAAGAAGAACAACUGACAACCUCCUCCAACAUCUGCAGCCGGUUGCAAGGUGAUGUUGCAAGCUUAAAACGGUGCAUGGAAGAACAACGCUCCAAACACUCGGCGGAAGUUCAAGCAUUAAAAGAAUCAGUGGACGAGACCAAAAAGAACUUAAAGCGCGUCAAACAAGAAAUGAUAAAGGUUAACAAAGAGAAGGAGGACGUCAUGCAGGAAGCUGAUACUAAAGUCAAGGACAUGUUAGGUAUCAUAGAGCGGUAUAGAUCUGACAACGAGAGUAAUAUGAAAAAGAUAACAGCAGAAUUACUAGAAACCCAGCAGAAACUCGCAAUGAAGGAGGCAGAUAUUGCAAAUGUGGCAUCGGCAAACACAAAACUCCUCGUGGAAGCUGUUGCUGGCACGAAGACAAAUUCCAAGCCAAAAAUGAGCGCUACUGCUUAUACAGUAGACUUGCCACUGGAUACCGAGGAGCUAAAAACUCCAAGCCCUCGACAAUACCUCAACCGCCGUCGCCCUCCCUUUGAAAUGUACAAAAAUACUCCCACAGCGAAAACAUUACCAGUUGUAAGGUUUUCUGAAGACAUGCCAUCCCAGGAGGAUCGGUCGCAGCCAAGUAUUCUGAAGGCAGGAUCAAGACGCAUCCUCGUACCCCCAACUGAGCAGAAGCGAGUGGCGUUCAGGUCUCCGUUGCCUCGAGUUUGCGCCAACGACGGGGACUCAAGCUCUGAUGCUUAUGCUUUGGAGCUUGAUGAUUCCUUUGAUGAGAUUGUAAAGCCAAGGAAGCGAAGAUCAGGUAACAUUCCCAGUGCAAACGUGGCACCGACAUAUAGCAAGGCCACUCUCAGUGUGGCAGCCAGCGUAAAUAGGGACCGUUCUAUUCUAUGUGCUGUUCCAGAAGAGAAGGGCCACCAGCAGCCAGACGGUGGAAAGCCGUAUGGCAAGAGGAUCUAA